Messenger RNA from Aspergillus neoniger CBS 115656, 1109 nucleotides. Its product is annotated as succinate dehydrogenase cytochrome b560 subunit. The transcript is spliced from 3 exons. Gene Ontology annotation, biological process: tricarboxylic acid cycle; mitochondrial electron transport, succinate to ubiquinone. Lineage: Eukaryota; Fungi; Ascomycota; Eurotiomycetes; Eurotiales; Aspergillaceae. The record is from RefSeq and is a predicted model, not a curated record. Gene Ontology annotation, molecular function: succinate dehydrogenase activity; electron transfer activity. Gene Ontology annotation, cellular component: membrane. Bases 470 to 1036 code for a protein of 188 amino acids.
AAGAAUGGGCGAUUAACGACGGGACAGCUCCUUCUCAGGUAUCUCAUAUGACCUCGGCGGUCACGACAGAAUGCCGAACCAGUGAGGCCCUGCUAAGCACGUCGACAUCAUCCCGAAUGGUAGACAACGUGGGCGGAGACCCUUGAGAGAGAAGAAAAAGAAGAAGAGGAAGAGAAAGCGACGGGAGAAACACACAAAAGUCGAAAAGCCCGAACUAGCGGGCGGUGAGGAGAUGGAAGAUGGAUCUUCCGAGUGGUAAUGCACGGCUGCUCAUUGGCUGAUUUUGGGGCAUCGGGUGAAGUCCCGUGACUGGGAGGUGAACCCGAGGUUGUCCGUCCCGUGAUUCCGAAGCGUUACGAACGAGUCGGCAGUUCGAGGCUACUUUCUUCUUGGACGACUACGACGACGACGGUCAGCUUCGUGUGCCCGAUUCAGCCUCUCACCACUUCUUGAGGUUAUCAAUUUCAUCAUGCUCUCUCAGAAGGUUGCUCAACAAUCGCUGCGGCGGCUUGCCGUCCAGCAGCCCUACGCCCUGCGUUGGUCUUUGAUGAACUCGGUCUCCCCGGCUGCUGUUGCUCUCGGAAGAGCCGUUCAGACUAGACACGCUGCUACCUCCUCCAACUCCUCCGACCCUACCAAGCUCCUCGCCCAGCAGCGUCUCAACCGCCCCGUCUCUCCCCACCUUAGCAUCUACCGUCCCCAGAUCACAUGGAUCGGCAGUAGUAUCCACCGUAUCACCGGUAUUGCGCUGUCCGGAAGUCUCUACCUCUAUGCCUCUGCCUACCUCGCCUCUCCCAUGCUCGGUUGGGAUCUGGGCUCUGCCUCCGCCGCCGCCGCUUUCGCCGCCCUCCCUGUUGUCGCCAAGGUUGCCCUGAAGACUACCAUGGCCCUGCCUUUCACCUACCACUGCAUGAACGGAGUGCGCCACUUGAUUUGGGAUACUGGUGCUGGUCUUACCAACGCCCAGGUCAUCAAGACCGGCUGGACUGUGGUGGGUCUGAGUACUCUUAGCGCUCUCAUUCUUGCUUUCCUGUGAACUAUUGUGACAUACCUCUGAUUUCUGUUGUGUUUUAAAAUUGUUUUCGUGCAAUAUAUUUUAUACCAGUCAA